AUGGGUGCUCUUAACCAAACAAGAGUGACUGAAUUUGUCUUCUUGGGACUCACUAAUAACGGGGUGCUGGAGAUACUGUUUUUCAUGGCGUUCUCAGUCACUUAUGUGCUAACCUUUUUGGGGAACAAUCUCAUCAUCAUUACCAUAACCUUUACUCCACGUCUCCAUACCCCCAUGUAUUUCUUCCUGAGCAAUCUGUCCUUUAUUGACAUCUGCCACUCAUCUGUCACGGUGCCAAAGAUGCUAAAGGAUUUGCUUUUAGAGAGGAAGACCAUUUCCUUUGACAAUUGCAUUGCACAGCUCUUCUUCCUACAUCUUUUUGCCUGUGCUGAGAUCUUUCUGUUGACUAUUAUGGCAUAUGAUCGAUACGUAGCUAUCUGCACUCCAUUACACUACCCCAAUGUGAUGAACAUGAGAGUCUGUGUAUGGCUUGUCUUUGCUCUUUGGUUCGGGGCUACUGUUCACUCACUGGUGCAGACCUUCUUGACCAUUCGUCUACCUUACUGUGGCCCCAACAUUAUUAAUAGCUAUUUUUGUGAUGUGCCUCCUGUCAUCAAGCUGGCCUGCGCAGAUACAUACCUCACAGGAAUGCUGAUUGUGUCCAAUAGUGGAACCAUCUCCCUCACCUGUUUCCUGGCCUUGGUCACCUCCUAUGUGGUUAUCCUGGUUUCUCUUCGAAAACAGUCAGCCGAAGGGCGCCGGAAAGCCCUGUCUACCUGCUCCGCCCACUUGAUGGUGGUUGCCCUCUUCCUUGGGCCGUGUAUCUUCAUCUAUACUCGGCCAGACACCAGCUUCUCUGUCGACAAGGUGGUGUCUGUCUUCUACACAGUGGUCACCCCUUUGCUGAAUCCCCUCAUUUACACCUUGAGGAAUGAGGAGGUAAAAAGUGCCAUGAAACAGCUCAGGCAGAGACAAGUGUUUUUCAUGAAAUCAUAUACAUGAUGGGAAUUGGGAUUGCAGACAUAACCGUGGCCACAUUCUUAAUGAGAGAGCAAAAGUAAAGAGUCACAAUCGUUAGGUAAAACAGCAUGAGGCAGGUUAGACUUCUGCUUAAAGACAGAGACUUUAUUACAUAUAAAGGAAAAGAUCAUGGUAGAACAUGUAAGGAAAAAGAACCCAGGAAAGUUCAGAGAAAGCUCUGGUUUGACCAGUAAAAGAAUACAAUUUGGGGAACUCAGUUCAGUCUUAAUCUCAGGAACAGGUACAGGUGUGAGAAGCUACCCUCUUGGUUUAUGCCGUUCUGUAGCUUAUUGCCUCUAGGGAACAAUACCAAUCUUUUAUAAAUUA
This is a messenger RNA of Microcebus murinus (gray mouse lemur), 1287 nucleotides long. It is a transcript of the gene OR4E2, whose product is annotated as olfactory receptor family 4 subfamily E member 2. Gene Ontology annotation, molecular function: olfactory receptor activity; G protein-coupled receptor activity. Gene Ontology annotation, biological process: G protein-coupled receptor signaling pathway. The record is from RefSeq and is a predicted model, not a curated record. Lineage: Eukaryota; Metazoa; Chordata; Mammalia; Primates; Cheirogaleidae. Gene Ontology annotation, cellular component: membrane.